GUCAAGCCCUUGGUGAGGAGAGUGAUAGCCGGCGCUCUAGUGAUGGUGCUGACAAGCGCGGCCAUAAACCAGGUGGCCGCUUUCGCUCAGUACGGCGUGACGAGCUUGGUGGCGCUGGCGAUGUCGGGAAUGGGUGACGAAGACGUCUACGACGACUGGAGCGUAUUCGAGGCCGAGAUGUCGCAGCCGUCAUUCAUUGCGCCACCGACGCCGUCGACGAACGCCACCUGCCCCGCACUCGAGGACGGCCUGUCCGGACAGGAUGCCGCCUUCAAAUCUUUGCUGGUCAAGCUCGCGUUGCUGCUGACCGAGCUGGUGAGUGCGAGUCUGGUGAUGGCCCUCAGGAGCCGCUUUGUUCCCAGCUACGAGCGCCUUCAGCAGCUGGCCACGUCACUCCUCUGAUGGCGCUGCAUGUGGGCCCGGUCUCAUGCUGCCGGCUUAUCUACUGCUUCCUUAUCGGCUACUUCGUCCUUUCGCAUGCUUCUUAUCCACCUGCCUGCUGCAACGUCGGAGACCCGUUGCUUCCUUUGACGUCGAGACGAUGCACGUGCGCCAACCUCCUGCUGCUGUCUUAUCUACUGUCUCAUUAUCAGUUUCUUCGUCAUUCUCCGCCUUCGCCUGCUUAUCUUCUUGCCUCGCCUCGCAGCGCCUAAGCUUCAGUUUCGAAGACUCGUUGGCUACUUUGCCGCUGAGGCAACGCAUGUGGGUGUGUGCACCACGAAUGGAUUGUGCAUUUCGCAUCGUAGUUCCUCGAGUGUAGCGGAAGAACUGAACCGAGUUUGAGUGACCCGUAUCGCAUAGCUGCCAUGGGGUCAAAGAACAUCGAGCGUUGAAGGAAGCGACGUCAUGGGAUAUCCCUGGCGUAUCGCAGUCUGGCAAAAAAAGAAAAAAAAAUAUGCGGAACUUUUUCUAGUUUUGUGUAGCCGUUUGUCAACUCUUUUAGUAAAAUAUGGAUACCAAAAUAGUUCGCUUUUUGUUUUUCCCGACACCAGAUUUAAAAUACU
Dermacentor andersoni is the source of this 1004-nucleotide messenger RNA. RefSeq lists its product as uncharacterized. NCBI's taxonomy places the organism in Eukaryota, Metazoa, Arthropoda, Arachnida, Ixodida, Ixodidae. The record is from RefSeq and is a predicted model, not a curated record.